Fonsecaea pedrosoi CBS 271.37 is the source of this 1605-nucleotide messenger RNA. RefSeq lists its product as uncharacterized. NCBI's taxonomy places the organism in Eukaryota, Fungi, Ascomycota, Eurotiomycetes, Chaetothyriales, Herpotrichiellaceae. Gene Ontology annotation, molecular function: GTP binding; GTPase activity; molecular adaptor activity. Bases 1 to 1605 code for a protein of 534 amino acids. Gene Ontology annotation, biological process: cytoskeleton-dependent cytokinesis. The transcript has 3 exons. Gene Ontology annotation, cellular component: microtubule cytoskeleton; septin complex; cell division site. The record is from RefSeq and is a predicted model, not a curated record.
AUGACAUCUCCUCCUCUCGCUCGCAAUGAGUCUCAGGCUUCGAGCCGUCGAAGUACCAGUCUCGGCUCUCGCUUGUUUCGAUCAAAGAGCGGCGAAGCUUUAGGUGAUCGCAAGACCUCUGCGAGCCGGCUCAAAAAGAAACAGGAAAUGGACGAAGCUGCAAAAGUCACACAGUCGCCUCCCCGCUUGCCAAAUUACAAUCCGCAGCCGCUGGGUAUUCAAUCAUUUGGCGGUGAAAACUACAACCCGCAGAACACGUCCAGAGAGUACACCAAUGGCGCGAAGAACACUCCCCUUGUUCCUCCUUUGCCCGGGAACCUGGAAAAGGAGGGUGUUGAUCCUUAUGCUAGAACCGAGAGCAUGACCCACCGUGGGCGAUAUUCCUAUGCGAAUUCGACCGUGUCUACCAUCAACUCCCCCCGGAGAGUUCGACGUCGCAAAGACCCCACCCCCUAUAACGUCCUCAUCAUUGGCGCUCGAAAUGUCGGCAAGACCUCUUUCCUUAAUUUCCUCAAGAGCUCGCUUGCUUUGCCAGCGAAGAAACAGCCGAGUCGAGCUCCGGAUGGCGAUACUCCUCCGUCAUCUGCGAGGGCAAACCCCAACUAUGUCCACCAUUACCAGGAGAUCGAGGUCGAUGGGGAGCGAAUCGGCUUGACAUUGUGGGACUCUCAAGGGUUGGACAAGGGUGUCGUUGACCUUCAAUUGAGAGACAUGAGCAAUUUUGUGGAAAGCAAAUUUGACGAUACCUUCUUGGAAGAGAUGAAAGUUGUUCGCGCCCCAGGUGUCAGAGAUACCCACAUCCACUGCGUUUUCUUCGUUCUUGACCCGGCUCGACUAGACGCCAAUAUCAAUGCUGCUCAAGGCAUCAGCAACGGCGUUGAAAACACGCGAAUUGGCAAACCCUCCCGAAUUGUUGGCGCUCUGGACGAGGACUUUGACAUUCAAGUCAUGAAGACCUUGGCCAGUAAAACUACCGUCAUCCCAGUCAUCAGCAAGGCUGAUACCAUCACUACAGCGCACAUGGCGUUUUUGAAACAAAAGGUCAGCCGGAGUCUGAAGAAGGCCGGUCUCGAUCCACUGGAAGCCUUGAGCUUUGAUGCUGAAGAUUACGAUGACGAACGUCUCGACGAGCGUGACGAAGACGAAGACAGUAGUGCCGCAGACUCGGAGGACCGGGCGUCAGCUCACAGUGAUGAUUCUGAUGCGAAUCGAGACCUCGCGACUACAAAACGCCCAGGUAACCACAAACGCCAGGCCUCGGCCGAGGAUGCUGUGCUUGAGAGUGGCUACGUUCCAUGGUCGAUCCUCAGCCCCGACAGUUACUCUCUUGAAGCAAAGGAUGGCCCAGUGGGUCGACGGUUUCCCUGGGGUUUUGCCGACCCGUACAACCCGGACCAUUGUGAUUUCGUCAAGUUGAAAGACGCCGUGUUUGGAGAGUGGCGAUCCGAGUUGCGAGAGGCGAGUCGGGAAGUGUUUUACGAACGCUGGAGGACAAACCGUCUCAAUCGUCGAACUCUUCCAGCUAGUGCGACCAAUGGUCUACCGUCAGGACCUAGACAGAGCAGUGGCGGGAUCCCGAUUGCUCUCCAAUCGCGUGCGCGAUAA